Molecule: messenger RNA, 198 nt
Organism: Sclerotinia sclerotiorum 1980 UF-70
Lineage: Eukaryota; Fungi; Ascomycota; Leotiomycetes; Helotiales; Sclerotiniaceae
Exons: 2
Coding region: 1-198 (65 amino acids)
Source: RefSeq, a predicted model, not a curated record
AUGUUCAGAAUGCUCAGAAAGUUCAUGCAGGCCGGGAGAUUCGCAACUGCUCAAAUUUUGGUUAAAGCAGGUACGGAAAUGCUAAAAGCAGGGGUGGCUUCAACUUUUUCUGGUGGAAAGGUGGAAGAGGGGAAGAAAAAGGCAUCACGACCCAACAUAACAAUAAUAAUAUAUUCUGGCUUGCUGGUAGAUGAUUAA